AGAUCAAGGCGAGAGAGACUACUUAGUUGUUACACACAUAGACCUCCCCCCUCCAACCAGCACUUCCUCCUCUCCUGUAGAAAAAGUAACAGACACUCAACCUGUCAAUCAAGCUAUCAACAAACCCAUGUCCCCUCCCCCUGCAGCUAUGCCUGUUCUACUUUAUGAUGUCACUCCUCCACCUGCCACUCAACAUGACCCUCCCCCAGUUACACCCUCUACCCCCUCUCAAGUUCCAGAGUCUGCCACUCAUGCUCUCGCUCAACCUGCCAGUCAUAUCCAAGACCCGGCUCCAGAGGCAGAGGAGGCCAUCUCAUUGGUGGACAGUGAGCUCAUUAUGGUUCAGAGAGUGACUGACAGCUCCCAGACCAACCUCAGUGAGUGGGAGAGUUUUGUUUCGCAGGCGAUGGAGGUCAACGUUGGCCCAAUUAUCAAGGUUUCAGUCAAUGACAAUCAGACUGAGAGGAACAGCAUUGUCUUUCUCAAAGAGACAGAAAAUACAGUCAAGCAGCUAAAGUCUACAGACAAACCAAAACAAGCAAAGCCCACAGCCAUGGAACUCCAACCUACAGCCAAACCAAAAGAGAUGACAAAACCAACAGCCAAACCCAAAGUGACGGUACAGACAAACUCCACACCCAAAACACAACAGGUAAAACCCACAGCCAAGGAACUGCAACCUACAGCCAAACCAAAAGAGAUGACAAAACCAACAGUGACAGUUACAGUACAGACAAACCCUACACCCAAAACACUAGACAUAAAGCCUAUAGCCAAAACACUACACACAAACUCCACACCAAAAACACAACAGACAAAACCUACACCCGAAACACAACUGACAAAACCUUCACCCAAAACACUACAGGCAAAACCUACACACAAAACACUACAGACGAAACCUACACACAAAACACUACAGACGAAACCUACACCCAGAACCCUACAGACAAAACUUACACCCAAAACACAACAGACAAAACCUACAGCCAAACCAGCAGUGCCAAAACACACAAUGAAGCUGACACAGACCACCAAGAGUAUCAAGACAAAGACAGGGAAACAUCAAAAGAAAGACAAAAUAAAUGAGAGGAAAGGUAAACCUCUGAAAAAGGACAACAAAACCAAAGAGACAAAACAGGAGAAGAAGGAGGGCACAAAUCCGGCAAACUUCCCCUACUUCAAAGACAACUACUGUCCCCCGGAGUGUGCCUGCUAUGGACGAGUGGUCCAGUGUUCCGACAAGGGGGUGGAGAAGGUUCCGUACGGCAUCCCUUAUAACUCCCGCUACGUCCUCCUGAUGAACAACCGCAUCGACAGCAUUCAGCUGGACCUGCUCAAUGAAUACCUGUCCAUGGAGUUCCUGGUGCUCAGCAACAACCGGCUGACAGACGGCUCCAUCGAGGGGGCCUUUGAGGGCAUCCCGGCCCUGAGGCGGCUCUACCUGGACCGGAACCUACUGGAGAGCGUGCCCACAGACCUGCCCGCCUCCCUGGAAGAGCUGCGUCUGGAUAACAACCAGCUGAACGUGAUGUCGGAGGGAGCCUGGGCCCACUGCCCCGGCCUGCUGGUCCUCAGCCUCAGCAACAACAGCCUGGGGAAUGGGAACGAUACUCUCCCCGCCAGUGUGCUCUCACCUCUGGGCAGCCUGCGCACCCUCAGCCUGGACCGCAACCGGCUGGCCUCGGUGCCUCUGGGCUUACCUCUAUCUAUCAGGGAGUUGUACCUCCGUGGCAACCUUAUCGAGAAGUUCCCAGGAGAGGCCUUCAUGGGUACCUCAGAGCUGGUGAUUCUGGAUUUGAGCGCUAACCGGCUAACCAACCAUGGCCUGCUCAGGGAGUCCCUCGUCAACGCCACCCACCUGGAGAGCCUCAACUUAGAGGGCAACCAGCUCAAGAAGGUACCCCGCCACCUCCCCUCUUCCCUCAAAACCCUCAACCUGGAGGGCAACCUCAUCUCCUCCGUGGGCAAAGCCUCCUUCCUCCACCUCCCCCACCUGGAGCACCUGGGCCUGGCCAGUAACAAGAUAGCCGGGGUGGCCACGGGGGCUUUCAGGGCGCUGCCCGUUCUGCACCAACUGGACCUGUGUCACAACGCUCUGAGCCAGGUGCCCAGGCAGCUGCCCCGGGGGCUACACUCAGUGGCACUCACACACAACAAGAUCCACUCAGUGCCCCGCGACGCCUUCUGCUGGGGGGGUUUAGACCCCGGCCUCAGCAGCCUGGUGCUGGUGCAGCUGGAGCACAACCUCAUAGACCUGGGCCACAUGGACGCAAAAGCCUUCCACUGCCUCAGAGGCUUCCAGGUGGUACACUUCUACUGAGCUGCAGUCUAUAGAAUCCUGCAGGACAGUCAUACUGCAAGUAUGGAUUAUAGACAAUCCAACAACUGAAACCAAUUGCAGGGUUUUUUCUGUUCAACCUGAAAGUCCGUUGGGCUCCAACAUGGCGGUAAAAUGUUCUGCAAUACAAAUAGAGAAACAGACAUCAUGUCGGGAGCUGAUUUUGAUUCAACAUUACAAGGUAACAAUGCAAGAUGGCCAGUUGAGUGAACUUGGAUCUCAAUGUGGAUAGCUAUACUGUACCGUAUGUCGUCGCUUGGGUAAAGCUGUGAUUGGUGGAAGCCGUGGUGUUCAGAGAAAAUACUUACUGCUCCCAUGAAGUCUGUGUUGAAAGACUAUGGCCUCUACUUAAAGGUCAAUGAUGACACAUACAGUUGAAGUCAAAAUAAUGUCAAAUGUCAGAAUAAGAGUAGAGAGAAUUAUUUAUUUCAGCUUUUAUUUCUUUCAUCACAUUCCCAGUGGAUCAGAAGUUUACAUACAGCACACUCAAUUAGUAUUUGGUAGCAUUGCCUUUAAAUAGUUUAACUUGGGUCAAACAUUUUUGGUAGCCUUCCACAAGCUUCCCACAAUAAAUUGGGUGAAUUUUGGCCCAUUCCUCCUGACAGAGCUGGUGCAACUGAAUCGGGUAUGUAGGCCUCCUUGCUCCUUUCAGUUCCGCUGAUACAUUUUCUAUGGGAUUGAGGUCAGGGCUUUGGGAUUAUGCUUGGGGUCAUUGUCCAUUUGGAAUACCCAUUAGCGACCAAGCUUUAACCUCCUGACCGAUAUCUUGAGAUGUUGCUUCAAUAUAUCCACAUAAUUUCCUUGCUGCCACCCCCGUGCUUCACGGUAGGGAUGGUGUUCUUCGGCUUGCAAGCCUCCCCCUUUUUCCUCCAAACAUAACGAUGGUCAUUGCGGCCAAACAGUUCUAUUUUUGUUUCAUCAGACCAGAGGACAUUUCUCCAAAAAGUAUGAUCUUUGUCCCCAUGUGCAGUAGUCUGGCGUUUUUAUGGCAGUUUUGGAGCAGUGGCUUCUUCCUUGCUGAGCAGGUUAUUUCAGCUUAUGUCAAUAUAGGACUCGUUUUACUGUGGCUAUAGAUACUUUUGUACCUGUUUCCCCCGGAGUCUUCACAAGGUGUUGUUCUGGGAUUGAUUUGCGUUCAUCUCUACGAGACAGAACGUGUCUCCUUCCUGAGCGGUAUGAUGGCUGCGUGGUCCCAUGGUGUUUAUACUUGCGUCCUAUUGUUUGUACAGAUGAACGUGUUACCUUCAGGCGUUUGGAAAUUGCUCCCAAAGAUGAACCAGACUUGUGGAGGUCUACAAUUAUCUUGGCUGAUUUCUUUUGAUUUUCCCAUGAUGUCAAGCAUAGAGGCACUGAGUUUGAAGGUAGGCCUUGAAAUAUAUCCCCAGGUACACCUCCAAUUGACUCAAAUGAUGUCAACUAGCUAUCCGAAGCCUCUAAAGCCAUGACAUAAUUUUCUGGAAUUUUCCAAGCUGUUUAAAGUCACAGUCAAAUUAGUUUUUUUUUAAACCUCUGACCCACUGGAAUUGCGAUACCGUGAAUUAUACGUGAAAUAAUCUGUCUGUAAACAAUUGUUGGAAAAAUUACUUGUGUCAUGCACAAAGUAGAUGUCCUAACCGACUUGCCAAAACUAUAGUUUGUUAACAAUAAAUUUGUGUAGUGGUUGAAAACGACUCCAACCUAAGUGUAUGUAAACUUCUGACUUCAACUUUAUGUGACUGUCAGCUGUGUUUUAGCAAUCUUAUCAUUGGAGCAAUUGUUAGCUAAAUGUGUUUCUAUUUAAUGUUGUCAUGUGAUUUAAAUUAAAGUGCCAUUAGUGGUCUCUCUUUUCUGGAAGAGUGUGAAUUGGCAAGUCAAUGGCAAAAACCUUAUUAACAAAAGCAACUCCAUUUCAACUCACGUUGGCCUAAUACGGGCAAGAAACAAUAGCACAGUCUAUGAAAAAUGUCUGCCUGCUGCAAAAUUAUUCUCCAAUAGCCCUUUAUUAAUUUCCAGAACCACCUCCAGAUACUUUUCAUAAGAGGGCUGGGGUAAUAUUUGAUUGCCUAUCGUUAUUUAAGCCAAAAUGUGUUAAUCUGAAGGCAAGUUUACUUUCUGGGUAAGAGCUUGGCCGUGCUGUACACCAAAUCCUUGGCUUGGCUGCUGGUUAUUGUUGGAUAGAAACAUGAUUUUAAACUUUGGCAGCCAUUUUUCAAGGGCACCACUUGUUCUUUUCAUGCCUCAUAAUGGCCUCUGCAGUCCAAAUGUUUCCAUUCUAAAGCGUUCUCUCUGCUUCCUGUAAACAAGUUAAUAAGAGAUGUUUUUUAUAUAAAAUUUGUAUACAGCCAUGUCUGGUGAUUAACUGCACCAAAAAUAUCAAACUUCCUGGAUGAAUAACAUUCAAAUCAGAGUUUCUUGAUUAGAUAAUGUUUUACCCUGUAGCAAUGAUGGAUAACUGCUGUACAUUGCAAAUGUAUCCAUGAUUGGAUGUUGAUGCUGUGCAUUCGGGAAAGUAUUCAGACCCCUUGACCUUUUCCACAUUUUGUUACAUUAAAGCCUUAU
This is a messenger RNA of Oncorhynchus keta (chum salmon), 4879 nucleotides long. RefSeq names its product extracellular matrix protein 2-like. The coding region runs from base 128 to 2323 and encodes 731 amino acids. The transcript is spliced from 2 exons. NCBI's taxonomy places the organism in Eukaryota, Metazoa, Chordata, Actinopteri, Salmoniformes, Salmonidae. Gene Ontology annotation, molecular function: protein binding. The record is from RefSeq and is a predicted model, not a curated record.